GUUGGUGAUGUGGAACCUUUUCUGUCGGUUGUUCUCUGACGAGAACCGUUCUUCUGUUCCCACUUUACCUUGCGUCACUUCCGCUACGCAGCCUUCUGCGAGAGUUUUGUCCAAGAUGGCGUCGGCGCUGCUAACGGACGAUGAGCUUUUCUCCGAACUGAAGCGGUUGGGUUUCUCUCCGGGCCCGGUCACAGAAAAAACUCGGCCUGUCUAUCUGAAGAAACUCAAGAAGCUUCGCGACGAACAACAACAGCGGGAUAUUAUACCGGGAAAACCCCGAAGUAGAGGGGGCAUCAACAACACCACUGGCGGCGGCAGCAACACGGCGGGAUCCAGGCCAACCAGCCAUGACGUCACGCACCUGAGUUCCAGCAGGAGACCGGGCCGGAAGUCCGCCGUCCUCGGCUUCAGCUCGGACGAGUCGGACGCCGAACCUCCACAGAAGGGAAAAGGCUCACCGGUGGUCAGUAGAACGGACCGGCGCUCCAGUUAUCAACUCAAGAUAAGGCCUGCUGUAACGCAGUCUGUGGUCAGCGGCAGUCAGCGUGGCGCCGUGGGAAGCAACAAUUCGUCCCCGUGCCCGGACGGUCCAAGACGAGUCUCGCUUGGUUGGGGAGUUCGUGGCAAGUCGACUCUCGAGGCCGAGGAAGACGAGUCGGGGGGCGAGGAUGGGUUCGAGAAGGAAAAGACAUCACGGUCUUUAAACGGUAGUAGGGCGUCUCACUUGAAUGCUAGCGAGCUAGCUGGCAGUUACUCAGACUCGGACGAAGACGAGGUCGGACGCCUGGGCGUUGGAGACAAGCGGCAGGAAAGGUUCGAGUCCAGGCGGACUUCUUUUUCACCACACGGUGCCGUCCGAGGGGCUCGAACAGAAGGAGCCGCCGGUGGGGUCGGCACAGCCGCGAGUCAAAACAUGGUCCGAAGCAGGAGAGACGAGGAGGACGGGGACGACAAAUUAACGGGACCAGAUUUGGGCCUGUCUGGAGGCUCGGUCACGCACAACUUUGCGAGGAAGCCAAUCUACGUCUCCCUCUCCGACAACCACGGAGGAGACGGGGACAAGAACAACCACGUCCCCGGGGAGGACGGUGCUUCCAGGAGCAGGUUCAGCAUCGGCUUGAGACCCAGAUUCUCCAACUACACCAGUCUCUCUCAGACCUACCGGGUCAACAACUCCAACCACAGCGGUCCAAACCACUCUUAUAGCCCAGCACUGACAAAGAGAAGGUCGCCAGUGCGUGAGGAAGAGCUACUCCAGCAGUUCAAAAGGGAAGAGGUGGCGUCAUCUGGAAGUUUCAGUGCCCACUACCUGUCCAUGUUCCUACUCACAGCCGCAUGCUUAUUCUUCCUGCUGCUGGGCCUCAUGUAUCUGAGGAUGAGAGGUUCCGGAUCCUCUCAUAGCGAUGGAGUCAUUCGUAACCAUCCAUUUGGAGUGGAGUUUGAAGAGACAUAUGACAAGACACAAAGGGACCUGAUCCUGAACCUACUCCUCAACCUACAUGAUCACUUGGCCUAUGUUGCAGGUCAACACGACUGUGAAAGCCAGCAACAUCCAAAAAGAAGUCUGAUGAUACAUGAGGUUUCGCGCUAUCUGGAGUCGAAGAAUAAGGAGUACCUAACCGUGUUCCAUAAAGCUCUGGAGUGGGUGAGCUGGUCCAAAAAAGAUAUUGGAAUAAGGCUGCUUGGAGAGGAUGGUAGUGCUGCAUCCAUUCCAUUGUCUGAGAUCCGUGCGCUGGAGUCCACCCAUCCCAACAUGCCCUUCAUCUGCCGGCUGCGCAGAGCCUUCUUCAGCGUCAUCAUCAAAAUCCUCCUGGCUGCGGCUGUGAUAGGCUGCGUGGGCGGUGUGGUCUUCUACAUGAAAUAUCGGUGGAGACGAGAGGAGGAGGAGACCAGGCAGAUGUACGAUAUGGUGGAGAGGAUUAUCGAUGUGUUGAGAAGCCACAAUGAAGCGUGUCAAGAGAACCAGGACUUGCAGCCAUACAUGCCCAUCCCCCACGUAAGAGACUCCCUGGUCCCACCUCAGAGCAGGAAAAAGAUGUCCAGAGUUUGGGAUCGUGCGGUGACCUUCCUUUCUGCCAACGAAUCCAGGAUUCGUACUGAGACUCAGAAUGUGGAAGGAUCAGACUUCUUUGUCUGGAGGUGGAUCCAACCUCCAGUCAGCAGUGACAAGACCACACUGGGCCCAUCAAAAGUGUGGCAGGGGAAAGCUUUCCCUCUGGACCGCAGAAACUCUCCGCCCAACAGCCUGACGCCUUGUUUGAAGAUCAGGAACAUGUUUGACCCCAUCAUGGAGGUGGGAGAGAACUGGGAUCUUGUCAUCCACCAGGCCAUUCUGCAGAAGUGCAGCGACAACAAUGGGAUUGUCCACAUUGCCGUUGACAAGAAUUCCAGAGAGGGCUGUGUCUACGUCAAGUGUCUCUCUGCAGAACACUCGGGGAAAGCCUUCAAGGCCCUGCACGGCUCCUGGUUUGAUGGUAAACUAGUGACUGUGAAGUACCUGCGUCUGGACCGGUACCACCAACGCUUCCCGCAAGCUCAGAGCUGCGCCACUCCACUGAGAGCCUCCAGCCUCCAUCCAAACUCCACGUCUCACAACAACUCCUCGGUCUCCUCCUGAUAGAGGGAUUGCUAUGUGCCGCCCCGUCGUCAUGGCAACCAAGUUUGCUGCUUCUUAACACUCAACUUUUUUUUCGUCAGGGACUUUUUUUUUAGUCCCACACUUGUCAGAGAAGCUACACAUUCACUUCUCUUAUAUACAAAAUGUUCUCACAAAGCGGAGACCAGGGCAUCUCCUCCACAGGAUGAUGUCAUGGUGAUGUCAUCAGCCUGCUGUUUGGAUGCGACUUUGCGUAGAACAGUGUUGGUGUUGUUUUCCCUGGAAGAUGCCUGCUGCCCCGGAAGGCCGCAAGAGGACAGGGUGUAAAUAGAUGCAAACAAGGCACAAGCUUUAUGAAAUAAUCUGCAAUUAAACAAACCAUAAGCUCAUUUUUUGUCUUGAUACUCGCUUCUCACUGCAGAAUAGACAAACCCACUUUUUUAAACAGCCAUUCCCUUAAUUUUUGUCCAGUAUAAUCCCCAUGUUGUUGUUUACCAUUUCCCUCUGUCAUUUCUCUUCUGGAUGAGUUCAUGCAAGUACUCUAUAUUUGUAAUCCCCAAAUCCACUGGGAUUCACGCAGGAGGACUGAGGUAUUUGUCCCCCACACACAGGACAUAACUGUCAUUCUUUUAAUGCAGUGGAUUGAAAGUUGCAGUGUGAUGUUAAAAUAUUGACACAAAAAAACUGCUGCUGUGAAGCAGACAAACCCAAUCGUGCCUUAAAUUUGUGCUUUUUUUUUAAAUGUGGGGCACUGCAUUAUGGGGGAAUGUACUGGGUUUUAAGAAAUGUGGGGGAAAAAAGGUCAAGCGCCGCCUGGUAUAGAUGUAGUUUUGUUAGUCACUGUCAUAUUUUGUAGCGACUUCAGUUGAUAUAUUAAGAAACCAAAUGCUUCUCUCUAUUUAUUAUUUUUCUAAUCUCCCAUGGUGAUGUAAUAUUUAAUGUCACUGCCCGUAACAUGUUUUUCUUUUGUGUCCUCUCGUCAUCGAUCAUCAUUGCAUCCGCUUCCAGACUCUGGUCAGGAUUGUGCAAAGUAAAGUGAACACUUUUCAGAAAUAAGCCGGUUGUUAUUUGAGUGCAUCACUGGAAUCUAUUUUUGUACGGCUGCAAAGAAGCGGAUUGUAAAUGUUAACAGCUCCUCUCUGGACUUUUGUACGCUUCCUUGUGGGAUGCAUUAUUUUCCUCGGAUGUAUUUUUUAAUGUACGUACUUGUACAUGGACAUAUUUCUUAAUGUGUACAAAAUAUAUAUGCAGCUUUAUUUCCACGGCGUUGUUUGGAUUUACCAGUGUCCCUUAGCUGCUAGACAGUGGAGGGAAUUGUACAAAAUUGCAGAUUUCUAAAUAAAAGA
This is a messenger RNA of Synchiropus splendidus (mandarinfish), 3942 nucleotides long. RefSeq names its product LEM domain containing 3 (gene lemd3). NCBI's taxonomy places the organism in Eukaryota, Metazoa, Chordata, Actinopteri, Syngnathiformes, Callionymidae. Gene Ontology annotation, biological process: nuclear envelope organization; negative regulation of BMP signaling pathway. The record is from RefSeq and is a predicted model, not a curated record. The coding region runs from base 8 to 2617 and encodes 869 amino acids. Gene Ontology annotation, cellular component: nuclear inner membrane. Gene Ontology annotation, molecular function: chromatin DNA binding. The transcript is spliced from 13 exons.